GUGAAAUUUCGUUUGUUUUUCUUUUUAUUUUCACAUUCCUGUACAAUGUGUUGCUACAGUAGUCCUGCAACAUGCUGAGAUUGCGCAAAGCCAGCAAAGCCCAGGACCGCCUGAGGCACGUCACCUUUGUCCAUCAACCAAAACGUCAAAAGUCCCGUGAAAACGCAAAAACCCACCCAGAAUUGUUGUUGUAACACCCUGGUUAAUUGUUAUGCAAUCUUCAAUUAAAAUUCUGCAUG
Messenger RNA from Acanthoscelides obtectus, 239 nucleotides. NCBI's taxonomy places the organism in Eukaryota, Metazoa, Arthropoda, Insecta, Coleoptera, Chrysomelidae. The record is from the annotation of a GenBank genome assembly.